UGUCUAGACCACGUCUGUCUCAGUUACUUUCCGGACUUCUGGUUGAUAACAUUCGAUUCCACCAUGAGUGACGGAGGACGAUCUAGAGUAUUGGAGUUUUACCGGGACUCGACGGUGCUGAUUACCGGUGCGAGCGGUUUUGUAGGUCAAGUGCUGCUGGAGAAAAUUCUGCGCACUCUGGAAGUCCGCAAGGUGUACGUUAUGAUUCGCUCCAAACGGAACGUGAGUGCGGAAGAUAGACUGCGGAAAUUGUUGGAGGGACAAUUGUACGAAAGGAUUCACAGCGAUCCGGCGAAGUUCGGUGAGAUGAAAGGCAAAAUAGUUCCUGUGGAAGUUUGUUUGUGGGAUCAGGAAGGGUUGGUUAGUGAUCUGAUAAGUAACGAGCUCCUGGAGGAGGUUGAAGUUGUGUUCAAUCUGUUGGCUUCGGUGAAUUUCAACGAACCUCUUGAUUGUGCCCUGAAAACAAACGUAGAAUAUACCGAUCGGUUACUCAAGUUUGUCGGUCAAAUGAAGCGGUUGAAAUCCGUGAUUCAUGUGUCGACGUUUUACUCGAACUGUGACAAGUGCUUCAUUGAAGAAAAAAUCUAUGACGACAUAGGAUUCGGUGGCUAUGAAAACGUAAUGAAUAUCGCCUCCAAACUGGAUGACGCCGAAAAGCAGCUGUUGACUCGGCACCUGAUUGGAAAAUUCCCAAACACUUACACUUUUAGCAAAAAAUGUGCGGAAGUUUUGAUUCUAGAUCGAUUCUCCGCCCUUCCAAUAGGAAUAUUUCGACCUCCGAUAGUGAGUUCCACCUACCGCGAACCGGUUCCUAGUUGGAUAGAUAAUUUCAACGGUCCGUCCGGCAUGGUUGUCCCACUAUCCGAAGGACUGUACAGUGCGGCAUUGGUGGAUUCUCGAAAGCGUCCGUUCAUUGUUCCGGUGGAUUAUUGUGUCAACGCGCUCCUCACCUGUGCCGUAGAUGUUGUACUGCAGCGUUCCCGGGGUACGCUGAUUCCAGUCUACAACUACACCGACUCCAGCUGCAAUCUCACCUGGGGAGAAAUUAUCGGUCGUUUCUUCCAAGGGCUCCCGCUAGGAAAACGUUUACUCGCAACCUAUUUCACCGGAACAAUAACACGCUACCCUCUGCACUAUGCUGUGUGCAAGCGAAUAAUGUACCUUCAGGGCUAUCUGCUGGAUUCCGUGCGAAGGAUUCGCGGGAGAAAAGCCAUAAUGGGACAGAUUUUCGACAAAAUGGUCAACCUAAGCGAGGUGUUGCGAUUUUUCUGCGUGAACGAGUGGCGAAUGGAAAAUGGCAACGUUCGGCGGAUGUGCGCCGGAGCAACCGCCCUGGAAUCACGUUUGUUCCCCUUCGAUCUGGCGGAAGUCGAUUGGGAUCAGUAUUACAGGAACUUUGUUCCCGGUGUGGUGAAGUACGCGAUAGAACCUCGGAAAGUUAGGAAUAGUGCAAGACAGGUGGGAAAUUCGAGCCGGAGCUCGGGCUCGCUGUAUUUGGUGUGGACUUUUUUGUUUCAAAACCUGAUAAAAUUCUUUAAAUUUAUGUUUAAGCAUCAAUAACUGUGACUCUGUGAGUAACACUCAAGUGCGAAACAAAAGGUUUCGGUAGGUGGUAUCGUACAAAGUCUUUACUGUAUUUAUCUUCUAUUCUAACAGAAGGUGCUCCUCUGUUUUAUUUUCUUUUAUGCAUAUUUUCUAGCAUGCCGAAUUCAAAGUUCUUUCAACUACAAUACCCGUGGUC
This is a messenger RNA of Wyeomyia smithii (pitcher-plant mosquito), 1741 nucleotides long. RefSeq names its product fatty acyl-CoA reductase wat-like. Bases 64 to 1560 code for a protein of 498 amino acids. Gene Ontology annotation, molecular function: alcohol-forming very long-chain fatty acyl-CoA reductase (NADP+) activity. The transcript has 3 exons. Gene Ontology annotation, biological process: long-chain fatty-acyl-CoA metabolic process. The record is from RefSeq and is a predicted model, not a curated record. Gene Ontology annotation, cellular component: peroxisome. Lineage: Eukaryota; Metazoa; Arthropoda; Insecta; Diptera; Culicidae.